Molecule: messenger RNA, 1885 nt
Organism: Symphalangus syndactylus (siamang)
Lineage: Eukaryota; Metazoa; Chordata; Mammalia; Primates; Hylobatidae
Gene: MYL6B
Product: myosin light chain 6B
Cellular component (GO): myosin II complex
Molecular function (GO): structural constituent of muscle; calcium ion binding
Source: RefSeq, a predicted model, not a curated record
AGCGCGGCGCAUCCCGUGAGUCCGUGGGGGACUACGAUUCCCGGCAUGCUCCGCGGCCAUCGGAAUUAACCCUUCAGGGCUGGCGGCCGCGCUAUGCUCCGCCCCCUCCCCAGCCCCAGACACGGACCCCGCAGGAGAUGGGUGCCCCCAUCCGCACACUGUCCUUUGGCCACCGGACAUCAUGCCUCCCAAGAAGGAUGUUCCCAUGAAGAAACCAGCAGGGCCCUCCAUCUCCAAACCUGCUGCUAAGCCAGCAGCAGCAGGGGCUCCUCCAGCCAAGACCAAAGCUGAGCCAGCUGUCCCCCAGGCCCCUCAGAAAACCCAGGAGCCUCCAGUCGAUCUCUCCAAAGUGGUGAUCGAGUUUAACAAGGACCAGCUGGAGGAGUUCAAGGAGGCCUUCGAGCUGUUUGACCGAGUGGGGGAUGGCAAGAUCCUGUACAGCCAGUGUGGGGACGUGAUGAGGGCCCUGGGCCAGAACCCCACCAACGCCGAGGUGCUCAAGGUCCUGGGGAACCCCAAGAGUGAUGAGCUGAAGUCCCGGCGUGUGGACUUUGAGACUUUCCUGCCCAUGCUCCAGGCAGUGGCCAAGAACCGAGGCCAAGGCACAUAUGAGGACUACUUGGAGGGGCUUCGUGUGUUUGACAAGGAGGGGAACGGCAAAGUUAUGGGAGCAGAGCUCAGACAUGUUCUCACCACCCUCGGUGAGGCAGGCAAGGGGGACCAGAACUCCUUUAGAGUGGAGAGGGGGAUGGGGUGGGCCAGAAAAAAGACUGGCCAGAUAAGCAGAGCCAGCAGGAGGAUUGCUGUCCUGCAGGUUGUCAGCAGGAGACUGAGAAGGUCAGAGCUAUGGGGGUAGAAUCUGAAGGCCUCGCUCUUCCAGAGGCUAAAGUGCCUAGGAAAAGGGAUGAGGUGGGAAACCUGAAUUUUCAUUUUGGAAGAGAUGUGUGGGUUGUGUAUUCUGGUACAAGUCUCGUAACCUCCUGGGAUUGUUUCUUUGUGGGUCAGUACUUUCACCAGUACUAGGGUGAAAUGGAAAGGCAAGAGGCAUCCAUGACCAGGGGAGGAUUCCCUUGAGGACUGAGGCUAUGGGAAGUCUCCAGGGUGGGAGAAGAAGAGGUACCACUCUAAAGAGCAUGGCCUGGCCGGGCGCGGUGGCUCACGCCUGUAAUCCCAGCAUUUUGGGAGACCAAGGCGGGCGGAUCAUCUGAGCUCAGGAGUUCGAGACGGGCCUGGCCAACAUGGUGAAACCCCAUCUCUAUUAGUAAUAUAAAAAUUAGGCAGGCAUGGUGGCACGCACCUAUAGUCCCAGCUACCCAGGAGGCUGAGGCAGGAGAAUCGCUGGAACCCGGGAGUCUGAGGUUGCAGUGAGCCGAGAUCACGCCACUGCACUCCAGCCUGGGGGACAGAGCAAGAUUCUGUCUCAAAAAAAAAAAAAAAAAAAGGCCAGACAUGGUGGCUGAAGCCUGUAAUCCCAGCACUUUGGGAAGCCGAGGCAGGCGGAUCACUCGAGGUCAGGAGUUCGAGACCAGCCUGGCCAACAUGGUGAAACCUCAUCUCUACUAAAAACACAAAAAUUAGCCAGGCAUGAUGGCGGGUACCUGUAAUCCCAGCUACUUGGUAGGCUAAGGCAGGAGAAUCGCUUUAACCCGGGAGGUGGAGGUUGUGGUGGGCCGAGACCAUGCCACUGCACUCCAGCCUGGGCGAUAGAGCAAGACUCAGUUUCAAAAAAAAGCAAAACAGCAUGGGCUGGUUGGGCGCAGUGGCUCACUCCUGUAAUCCUAGCACUUUGGGAGGCCAAGGCAGGAGGAUCGCUUGAGCCCAGGAGUUCGAGACCAGCCUGGGCAACAGUGAAAUUCUAUAUUAAUAAUAAAAAAAAAAAGUACAA